Aegilops tauschii subsp. strangulata is the source of this 1198-nucleotide messenger RNA. RefSeq names its product chitinase 8. Gene Ontology annotation, biological process: cell wall macromolecule catabolic process; carbohydrate metabolic process; defense response to fungus. Gene Ontology annotation, molecular function: chitinase activity. The record is from RefSeq and is a predicted model, not a curated record. NCBI's taxonomy places the organism in Eukaryota, Viridiplantae, Streptophyta, Magnoliopsida, Poales, Poaceae.
CCAAAAUUCUUCAUCACACAGGCAUUUUACAAACCUCCCUGAGUUAUACUAUAAGAUUACACUAGCUGAUCAGCUGAAGGAGCUGGUUAGCAUGGUGCGUUCUGUCGCGCUCGCCGUGUGCGCCGCCGCGCUUCUGCUCGCCAUGGCGGCCGGCGGUGCGGCGGCGCAGGGCGUGGGCUCGGUCAUCACGCGGGCGGUGUACGAGACCAUGCUGCCAAACCGGGACAACUCGAUCUGCCCGGCCAAGGGGUUUUACACGUACGACGCCUUCAUCGCCGCCGCCGGCACCUUCCCGGGGUUCGGCACCACCGGCAGCGCGGACGACGUGAAGCGCGAGCUCGCCGCCUUCUUCGGCCAGACCUCCCACGAGACCACCGGAGGGCCCCAGUUUCAAUGGGGCUACUGUUUCAAGGAAGAGAAAACCAUGGCCACGUCUCCACCCUACUAUGGACGGGGACCGAUUCAAUUAACAGGGCAGUCCAACUACGAUCUCGCCGGGAAAGCGCUGAAACUGGAUCUGGUAAGCAACCCGAACCUGGUGUCGACGGACGCCGAGGUGUCCUUCAGGACGGCCAUGUGGUUCUGGAUGACGGCGCAGGGCAACAAGCCGUCGUGCCACGACGUCGCCCUCCGCCGCUGGACGCCGACGGCCGCCGAUACGGCCGCUGGGCGGGUUCCCGGCUACGGCGUGAUCACCAACAUCAUUAACGGCGGAAGGGAGUGUGGCAAAGGCAUGAACCCGGAGAACGUUGACCGCAUCGGCUACUACACGCGCUACUGCGGCAUACUCGGCACGGCCACCGGGGACAACCUCGACUGCUACACCCAGCAGAACUUCGCUACCUAGAAGAUGCUUGCUUGAUGUAGGCAGAUCCCGUUGCGGGCAGACUACAUGUGUAUGAAUAAGAGCAAGUACAAUAGAGCUGAGUCGAAUAAACUAGUAUAUUUCUGCUUAGUUGGAGAAAAGAGAAGAGGAGCGAGAAUGUAAGCGGGCUCUUCGUGAAGAGCCAGCUCUAGCACGUGCUCCUAGGCACUUUGUGAGAAUGAAAGGUGAGCCACAUAAUAAAAAAGUAGUACACUUUUUUAAUCUACUAUUGUACAUAUUGACUGUAAAAUGGGCUGUAGAGGACAUGCUGGCUAUACUAUUAACCAUGCUCUAAGGGUUCCGCUUCAGUACAUCCCCUUAAAUAGUCAAUGG